This is a messenger RNA of Bombina bombina (fire-bellied toad), 591 nucleotides long. RefSeq names its product CART prepropeptide (gene CARTPT). The transcript has 5 exons. NCBI's taxonomy places the organism in Eukaryota, Metazoa, Chordata, Amphibia, Anura, Bombinatoridae. Gene Ontology annotation, biological process: G protein-coupled receptor signaling pathway; adult feeding behavior; negative regulation of appetite. Bases 1 to 591 code for a protein of 196 amino acids. Gene Ontology annotation, molecular function: neuropeptide hormone activity. The record is from RefSeq and is a predicted model, not a curated record.
AUGUCACUUCCUGUGACGUUUAAUCAGCUGUUGCACAGUGUCAUCACAUACCUGGCACAAACUAUCAAGGUUAAUUCUGCAUUAGUGCCUCCUGCCAUGAAAACUUUCAUCAAGGCUGCAGUCUCUGAGGCGUUGGCUACUCUCUUGCCUUCAUAUAAGCAUAAAAGCAAUGAUGUCAAUGUAGAUUCCCCUCACCCUAUAUAUAGCACUCACUGCAGCCCUGGUGUCAGCAGAGCGAGAUUCAGCACCACGGAGAGCUCCAUGAUGCAUCUGAUCACCCUGCUGGGCACUUAUCUGCUCCUCCUAAUCACCGUGAGCUGCCAAGACACAGACUAUGUGGAGCCCAGAGCUGUAGAAUUCUACUCUCCCAUAGACCACAACUUCCACGAGAAGGAGCUGAUUGAUGCAUUGCAAGAAGUAUUAGAAAAGCUAAAAAGUAAAAGGAUUUCUUCAUAUGAAAAAAAAUUUAGCCAGGUACCUAUGUGUGAUGCAGGAGAGCAGUGUGCUGUCCGCAAAGGAGCCAGAAUAGGGAAACUCUGCGAUUGCCCUCGGCGGACGUCAUGCAAUACUUUCUUGUUAAAAUGUUUAUAA